Messenger RNA from Clunio marinus, 1065 nucleotides. The record is from the annotation of a GenBank genome assembly. NCBI's taxonomy places the organism in Eukaryota, Metazoa, Arthropoda, Insecta, Diptera, Chironomidae.
AUGAGUCAUUUUUGUAGAAUUAAAGCUUUUGUAAACAUAGAACGAAAGGCCAAUUCGUUUUGUUUAACUAAUACGACUCCGUUGUUUGAAAAAUUUGUAAGAAAAGUGAAAAAUGAGUACAUAAAGUUCCACAAAGAACGAGAUCCUUCGAUGAUGAUAUUAGAAAAAGCAUUGGAUAGCACGAAUGAAAAAUGUUAUGAUGAGACUCUUAUGGAAAACAAAGCAUUCAAUGAUUCAUUCCAACAAAUCAGAACUGACAAAGAGUUGCCAUUCUCAAUAAUGCAAGAAGUUUAUUGUUCAAAACUGAAUCCAAGCAACGUUGUUAGUUUUCCCACCCAACAUCUUCUGAAAACAUGUUAUUUUAUUAAAAGCAAUCUGAGCAAAGAAGUCUUUUAUAAAAUUCAACGCCAGCACAAAAUCUGGUGGAUGAAGUAUGGAGCAAGUCCUGGGAAAUAUACAAUCUCUGAUCUCAAAAACGAAUCACAUUUUAAGUAUGUAAAUAUAAAGUUCGAAAGUGAAGAUUUAGCAUUAGAUGUUGAACGAUUAAAGCUACUUUCUCUGAAGAAUGUCUCGAAAGAAAACUUUGUUCUUAAUAAUUUUCUAUUCCGGGAAGCAAACAAAAAAAGAGACAUUAUUCCAGAUGUGAUUGAGACAACUGUUGAUCUGCAUAUUGCUUCGCUUGCUCUUUUGCUCGAUGCUGUGAACUUCUCAUCAGAAUACAUUGCUUUACAUCGAAGAUCGGCUCCUUAUCAGUUGGCACUAAUUAUCAGUGAAGCAUCUAACGAUUUGAUUGAUUUAGCCCGUUACAUUGAACUUUUAAUAUUAAAUACUGAACCUGAAAUCGAUAUUCUCAACGAUGCAGUCAAAAUAACAGUAAAUAAACAAAGUCUCAAUGAACGACUUGAAAAUUUUGAUCAAAUAGGAAUUCCUUAUUCCAUAAUUUUGGAUAAAACUUCUCUGGAUGAAGGCUUUCUCAAAUUAAGAAACAGGAACACAACAUUAAAUGAAACUAUCCACUUGAGUGAUGUCACGAAAUAUUUAAUUAAUAUUUUUAAGUCCCCUUGA